This is a messenger RNA of Oppiella nova, 282 nucleotides long. Lineage: Eukaryota; Metazoa; Arthropoda; Arachnida; Sarcoptiformes; Oppiidae. The record is from the annotation of a GenBank genome assembly.
AUGUCUAUGGCAUGGGAUCCGUAUUAUUGGCUAUACCGUAACCGGACUUGUAACGGCAAUGAGUUUAAGAGUCUCACAUCUGAGCUAGGUAGUAACGUGUUUAUGCCUAGCAUACACUUUCACUCGGAUACCGUUCCCGAUUUGGACGACUUAUUAAAUUCCCAGUCAUUGACAGUUUUGAGACGCUAUUUAUCUGAACCCUACGGCACGUGUAGUUAUUAUGACUAUAGUAGUGGUAGUGGACAGCCAUUCGGUGCCAUAUCUCAUACGAAUUUCGAAUGA